AUGGGUAGUACAGUGACAAGAGUGGCUUGCGGACGGAACCACUCCGUAGUUGUUAUUGGUGGCCGUUUGUAUCCCUUUGGACAGAACGCAAAUGGCCAACUUGGCAAUGGUUCUGCUGUGAACCAAUUGAUUCCCCGUCAGACUGAGGAACUUGACCACGUAGUUGCUGUGUUCGCUGGCUUUGACCAAACAUUUAUCCUCCGAUCUGUUGGCACUCAUGUAUUGAAUGCUGGUCCCAAUGCUCCACUCAAGGUCCCACUCUAUCUCCGUAAAGAGGACGUGCUUAGUUUACUUUCUCGUCAUGAAAAACUCGAUUUGAUUGGCCUUCUCGAAUCUGUCUUCUCGUCUAUUAGCUGUAUUAACGGAUCGUUCCUUUAUGAGGAUGAGCGACGUUUUCUAUCCGAAGGUCGAGUUUUUGGUGUGAAUCUGGAUGACGUUAUGGACACCUUCAGUGCACUGGGAGAGUCAUCAGAUGCUCGGCAGUAUGCAGAACUAAUUAUCGAGACAUGUCAGAUAUCCGUCUUCGGCGAGGAUUUCAACCCUUCUGUCAUGAGUUCGGUUGAAUCACUUCGAAUUUACUUGAUACUAGUUUGGAUGCACGCGUUUGCAACGAAUGUUACUCGAGACGUUGUGUCUCGUUUGCAUUUGCCAUUUGCUCAGUCUGUUUCUAGGCUUAGACCAGCUUUUCGGAACGCAUUAGAAAAGUGGUGGGUGGUUCUCCCAGUGCGACAUUUCAAUCGCCUGGCUACAGCUAUGUUGGCAGCAGUUCGAUGUCUUGUUAAGGAUAAGGUUAGCCCUGGGGAAUGUCGAGAUUUUCUAGACAUUCUAGCUACGCUAUGUGCUAUCAACAAGGUCACAAAUAAAAUACCGUUGGAAAAUUUCUAUAUCCACGAGCUUGCUGAGAACUACAAUCUCAAGAUGGACUACGUGAAUUGGGCUCAUGCUCAGGAAGGUCGAGCAGCGUCCGCCACUUGUUGGUCUAACUAUCCUUUCAUUAUGAACGCAGCUGCGAAAGGAGAGUUAUUGUAUGUCGAGGCGGUGAUGUCCAUGCAGACAUCAAUGAAUGGGGCACGUUUAACGCUCUUCGGUUUCGAUCUCUUCGUUGAACAGCCGUUUUUUGAGCUUAUUGUUCGCCGACAACAUAUAGUCCAGGACACUAUAAAUGGGCUUCUCUCCAUUGAUAGACGAUAUUUGCAGCGCCCUUUAAGGGUUCAAUUUAUGAGUGAAGAAGCGGAGGAUGCAGGCGGUGUGAAAAAGGAGUUCUUUAUGAUUCUAUUCCAGAAGCUACUCCAAUCUGACUAUGGCAUGUUUGUGGAGGACCCUGAUUCACAUUUGGUGUGGUUCAGCGGAUAUGAUGUGGAGGAGAUCAACUACUAUAAAAUGGUUGGCAUUCUGUGUGGGCUUGCAGUUUACAACUGUGUUCUUGUUGCAUUUCCUUUCCCGUUAGCUUUAUACAAGAUUCUGCUUGAUCAACAACCAGUGCUUGAAGAUCUCACUGAAUUGAGUCCUGUUGAAGGCAGAAGUUUACAAGAAUUACUCGAUUAUCAGGGUGAUGAUAUUGAGGAUGUGUUCUGUCUAAACUUCACUAUUAGUUAUGCGGCUUUUGGCAGCACAGAAACCUUUGAUUUGAAACCUGGUGGAGCUGAAAUCUCAGUUACGCAAUCCAACAAAGCUGACUACGUACAAAAGUACGUUCAUCAUCGGCUAUGUGUGGGUCGCAACGGAGAGCCAAGGGAACUCAUGGAACUAGUUGUUGGCAAUGAAAACUACGACUGGUCGGAACUGCGAAAGAUCGUCCAAUAUAAAGGAGAGUAUCAUGCGAAACACCCGGCAAUCCUGGCGUUUUGGGAAGCGUUUUUCGAGUUGAACGUGGAUGAGCGCAAGCAAUUCCUACAGUUCUUGAUGGGAUCUACACGCCUGCCAGUGGGUGGCAUGACCUCCUUGCGAAUGUACAUUCAGCCAUCCGCUCCAGAGACGGAGUACCUCAGAAUUUUCUAUUGUUGGAUUGUUUCACAUCUAUGUUUCACAUAUACAUCCAUACCAACACUUCUCAAAUUCCCCAGGAGAACUGACCUUCUCAAACUCUGGUUCGAGACUGAUGCAAUGUGGUCUCUUAUGAUCCUCAAACCAGACAUUGUUGCACAUCCGGUGUUACUUAGGGCAACGCUGCGCGAGCUCCUUGAUGCAGGCAUUGUGAUCGGUGGGGCGAGGAAAGUCCAAUUGACCAGGGAAAAGGCGAAGAAGUUGUACGAGGCUCAUAGAGACAAAUUCUUCUUCUAUCGACUAGUCCGACAUGUGACGAGCGGCCCCAUAGUCGCAAUGCGUGUGAAUGGAGAUGUUCGAAGAAUUUUAGGCAGUAGCCGCCUUUAUCCACUGCCGAUCGAAGGAGAAUUCUCUACGAUUAGGCAACGAUGUUCGCUCUCCGACGUGCGGAAUGUGGCUCAUGCGUCGGAUUCCGAAGCAACCGAGAAAGAGCUAGCCCUAUUUGAGCCCCUCCUGCCAGCUCGACGUUUUUUGGACGAAAUACUCAAGUGCUGA
This is a messenger RNA of Necator americanus (New World hookworm), 2538 nucleotides long. RefSeq lists its product as uncharacterized. The transcript has 22 exons. Bases 1 to 2538 code for a protein of 845 amino acids. Gene Ontology annotation, molecular function: nucleoside diphosphate kinase activity; ubiquitin protein ligase activity. Gene Ontology annotation, biological process: protein polyubiquitination. The record is from RefSeq and is a predicted model, not a curated record. NCBI's taxonomy places the organism in Eukaryota, Metazoa, Nematoda, Chromadorea, Rhabditida, Ancylostomatidae.